Molecule: messenger RNA, 1369 nt
Organism: Ochlerotatus camptorhynchus
Lineage: Eukaryota; Metazoa; Arthropoda; Insecta; Diptera; Culicidae
Gene: Cdk1
Product: Cyclin-dependent kinase 1
Exons: 3
Coding region: 131-1027 (298 amino acids)
Biological process (GO): mitotic G2 DNA damage checkpoint signaling; protein phosphorylation; G2/M transition of mitotic cell cycle
Cellular component (GO): nucleus
Molecular function (GO): ATP binding; cyclin-dependent protein serine/threonine kinase activity
Source: RefSeq, a predicted model, not a curated record
UCCACAGCAUAACGAACUUGAAACUGACAAAAAUCCCGCUAGAAAUUUGUUUACUGGAUAUUAUUUCUGUGCAUUUUUGUGUAAAAUUUCGUAAAAUUAACGUCAAUUUCUGCGGAACCCAGGAUUCGGGAUGGAGGAUUUCCAGAAAAUAGAAAAAAUCGGUGAAGGGACGUAUGGGGUGGUUUACAAGGGUCGUAAUAAAGUGACCGGACAGAUUGUGGCCAUGAAGAAAAUCCGCUUGGAAUCGGAAGAUGAGGGAAUCCCUUCAACUGCCAUUCGCGAGAUUUCUUUGCUAAAGGAACUAAAACAUCCCAACAUCGUUUCGCUGGAAGACGUCCUGAUGGAGGAGAAUCGAUUGUAUUUGAUUUUUGAGUUUUUGUCGAUGGAUCUGAAAAAGUACAUGGACACGUUGCCUCCGGAGAAGAUGAUGGAUUCCGAUUUGGUGAAAAGCUACAUGUACCAAAUUACGGCUGCGCUGUUGUUUUGCCACAGAAGACGAGUGCUGCAUCGGGAUCUAAAACCGCAGAAUCUGCUGAUCAACAAAGAGGGACUGAUUAAGGUGGCGGACUUUGGAUUGGGUCGUUCGUUUAACAUUCCGGUCCGUAAUUACACCCAUGAGAUCGUUACGUUGUGGUACCGUGCACCGGAAGUCCUGUUGGGAUCUCCCCGGUAUGCAUGCCCUGUGGAUGUUUGGUCCAUUGGUUGCAUUUUUGCCGAAAUGACCACACGCAAGCCACUGUUCCAGGGAGACUCGGAGAUCGAUCAACUCUUCCGUAUGUUCCGGAUCUUGAAGACUCCGACGGAGGAAAUUUGGCCGGGGGUUACCUCUCUUCCAGACUACAAACCGACGUUUCCAUGCUGGACACAGAACAAUCUGGCCGGUCAGGUAAAAAAUCUCGAAUCUGCGGGUCUGGAUUUGCUGCAGAAGUGUUUGAUCUACGACCCAGUUCACCGGAUUUCGGCGAAGAAUAUUCUCGAGCACAAGUAUUUCGACGGAUUCGACCGGACAGUGGCGCCUAUCGUAUGAGGGGAUUGUGUCGUUGGUAGCUUAACUUAUUAAUCUAGAGGUAUUCCAUGUUUCUCUCUCUCUUUUUUGUAUGAUUUUGAGGAAGCAUUUCCAGUAGAUGGAUGCUAAGGAGGAUGUAAAUAUUCCACCCAGCAAGAGUCUACCCGUUGUGAAGCGUCUAGUGUUUAGUUGUUAUAGGAUCUUUAGAUGUAAAUACAGACGGAGACAAACAGAACGACUAUAAUAUCGAAGUUCUAUAAAACUACCACAAAGGACAAUUUUUCCAUUUUGCUAACCUUUACAAUAAUGAUUUUCUUUUCGAAUAAGAUUUUUCGGUAUAAUAAAUCGUAAUUAUAAGCAAAA